Molecule: messenger RNA, 1368 nt
Organism: Bipolaris maydis ATCC 48331
Lineage: Eukaryota; Fungi; Ascomycota; Dothideomycetes; Pleosporales; Pleosporaceae
Product: cytochrome P450
Molecular function (GO): iron ion binding; oxidoreductase activity, acting on paired donors, with incorporation or reduction of molecular oxygen, reduced flavin or flavoprotein as one donor, and incorporation of one atom of oxygen; heme binding
Source: RefSeq, a predicted model, not a curated record
AUGGAACUCUUCCUCUUUCAUUUCCGACAAACUGGCAAUACGCUUGAACAGAAGUUUCUGGGUACCAGAGCGUACGGCACGAUAGAGCCAGCAAAUCUUGAGGCAAUCUUUUCGACUAAUUUCAAAGAUUUCGGAAUGGGGCCUCGUCGAGACAUCACCUUCCCAAUGUUCGGUGAUGGCAUCUUCACCCAAGAGGAGGCUGAGUGGAAACACUCUCGCGAUAUCCUCCGACCGCAAUUGAAACAUCAGCAAUAUGAGAGUCUCGAGGUAUUCCGUCCUGCGGUAGACGAUUUAAUACACCUUCUUCAAGGAAGCAAUGGAACGGUCGACUUGCAACCACUUUUCUUCCGCUUAACGCUCGACACGACUACUGCUUUCUUGUUUGGUGAAUCGGUUCGUAGCUUAGUCAAGCCGGAAGCGAUCGAAGAGAACACAUUCGCGAAUGCCUUCAACACUGCUCAACAGUGGGUGACGAAAAGAUUUCGACUCCUGGAUCUCUAUUGGCUCGUUGACGGGAGAGAAUUUCGACAGGCCUGUCACAACGUUCACAAGUUUGCCGAUCAGAUCAUUGAUCUUAAUCUUUCCUCUGAGCGCACUGCAAAUGAAGAUUCAGAACGAUAUGUCUUUUUAGAUACUGUAGCAAAGAAGACAUCGGAUCGACAUGCACUCAGAGGCCAGAUAGUCAACCUCCUAGCUGCUGGUAGAGAUACAACAGCAUGUCUUCUGUCCUGGACGUUCUUUCUACUCAUACGCCACCCAAAAGUUAUGAAAAAGCUACGUGCAGAAAUUGCUUCAUUAUGCACAACAGACACUCCGCUAAACCGAGAUAAUCUGAGAAGAAUGCCAUAUCUUAAUAAUGUGCUCAAAGAGACUUUAAGGCUCUACCCAUCCGUUCCCGUAAAUACACGUACUGCAACGAGAACUACGGUCCUGCCAAAAGGCGGAGGGUCAGAUAGGAAAUCACCAGUCCUUAUACCCAAAGGAAGCACUGUGGCAUUUAGCGUAUAUUCUAUGCAUCGACGGCCGGAUCUCUACGGAAUGGAUGCCGAGCUGUUCCGACCUGAGAGAUGGGAUGAAGAAAUGCCAAUGAACAACAACCCGACUAAUGCAAGAUGGGGUUAUCUGCCAUUCCACGGAGGUCCUCGAGCCUGUCUUGGGCUUGACUUCGCGCUCAGCGAAGCUGCAUAUGUGACUGUGCGCUUAUUACAGGGUUUUGGAUCUAUCAAGCUCCCUGAGGGAGAGCAAGUUGGACUGGUAGGCUUGGAAGAACAAACAAUGACACUCGUGAUUUCUAUCAAGAAUGGAUGCAAAGUUUUCCUGCUCAAAUCCUUGUCGCCCAGGAUGGCGCAUGGUAAUGGCGCUGUCUAA